Coregonus sp. 'balchen' is the source of this 31307-nucleotide messenger RNA. The record is from the annotation of a GenBank genome assembly. Lineage: Eukaryota; Metazoa; Chordata; Actinopteri; Salmoniformes; Salmonidae.
AUGCAGGGAGCCAGGAGGUUCUGUGUGCCACAUGGAGGGGACAUGGGGAUCCUAGCGAGUGGCGAGGGGGUGAAGGGCGAGGGGUGGCGCAUCGCCCCCCUGCCAGGCUGGAGGCUAUUUGAGGAGGCGUUGAAAAUGGAGGACAACAGUGUGGAGAAAGGGAAGGGGGAGGAAUAGAUAAUAAUAUCCUCUGUGUUUGUGGGAAAUGUGAGCGUUGCUGGCUAUGUCUAUGUGUGUAGUAAAUUAUACGUACUGCAUUUUGUUUGUGUCUGUGUGCAUGCACUGCUGAAGACAAACAGGCUGUGUGUGUUCUUGCUUGUAUGCACAAGUCAGUUUGUUGGCUUCCUGUAGUUAGAAAUAAGCAUGCACAUACAGUAAAGCAGUCUCCUCUCUGUCUACAUGUCAUGUCUGCACUCAAGGCAUCAGAGUGGCCUUUUAUUUAUUAUACACCCUGGUGGCCAGGCCCCAUCCUGCUAUGAAGUGACAUUGUUUAAUUUAGGGAAGGGGAAUUUUGUGUUUAAAAGGUUUAAAAGGAGGGUAUGAGUGCACUCAAAUAGAGAAUGGAACCACCCCAUUUUUACUUGAUAAUGAGAAUCCUUACAUUAUUCCUUCCUAAAUAUUUUAGUGUAAAAAAAAACACAGACUUUAUGAUAUCCUCAGCUAACCAGCUGUCUGCAUAUUGUGAAGUACACAGUACAGUACAUGAGUUUAAGUAUACCAUAAAAGCAGAUGACCAUCCCUCUAUCCCAUUGUGAGAGGAAUGAGAGCCCGUACCCUGGUUGGCCUGCAUACGUUCACCUGUCGGUUGGCUGGCUGGCAGAGUGGAGCGGGUCGGGCUGCUCAGGGCUUUACUGUGUGUUUGUGUAGAGCCUGCAUUUGCAUGGCUGCCAGCAAAGAGGCUGGUACAGGGGGAGGGAGGCGCUUUAUUAAUGUUUACAGAUCCAGCUAGGAAACCUGACGGACAGGAAGGAAGCACCCCUGCGGCAAUGAUCUGCCAAACACACAACACUCACCUCACACAGCAUGAUAAAAAACCCAUACACACAAAAACACACACACAUGCAGACACACAUUCUUUUUUCCAACUAAUGUUGAAAGUAUUUGACAUUAUCCUCCCUUCUCCUCUUCCCCUCACAUACACUAUGUUGCUUUUGUGUCACUUCGUCCCAAAACACUGCACUUGUUGUACAGUAGGCCUACGAGCAAAAUUGUACAAAGUGAACCCUACAGCACAGUCUCUUUGAUUAGAGCCACCCUGUGCUUUCUGAGAAGCAGCUUUGUGUACGUCAAUGUUCUGCUGAUGAACAGAGAGAGAGAGAGAGAAGACGUGCGAUAGAAAGAGAGAAAAAAGAGGAGAUGACUGAAGUGUUGAGACCCUCCCUGUCGCUGCUCGCAUGCAGUUGCCCCACCACCUUUCCCUCUCUCCCCCCUCUCCCUCUCUCCCCCCUCCGUCUCCCCCUCUCCUCCCUCUCCCCCUCUCCCCCUCUCCCCUCUCCCCCUCUCCCUCUCCCCCUCUCCUCCCUGCCGAGUUCAGCUGAAUUAAUCCCCUAACCGUAUUUAGCCUCCGUCUUCUCUCUCUGUGUGAUGACAUCACCCGUCACAUAUCCUCCGAGGGGAAGGGCUGUUAGUACUUUAUCUAUCUCACCCAGAGUUAAUCAGUUCCUGAGAAAGAUGAAUUCACCAGAGACGAGGGACACAGGGCUGGGCUGAGAACAUACAUGACUAAGAUAAAAACAGAGGAAAAGGAAAAUUGCCUAUUUGUUUGUAGCUCAACCCUAGGUGAGAGGCAACAGAGGCAGCCAUGGUGCUCUACACUAUGUGUACAGUUCAUAAACUUGCAUGCAUGCAAACAGAGACAUGUGUAUGCACAUGCAUUCAGUCAUAGCAGGCCCUUUACUACUGUGUAUUCUGUUUUUAUGAUACUACCACACUCUUUCCCACACACAUUAUUGUACUUCUACAGAAUUAACUUGAUCAUUGCUGUUUGUUACCAAUAUUUAUUCUGUUGGGUGUGUUCACACAAUUUCAGAAGGUUGAGGGGGGAAAUGGGGAGGGUGGGAGUGGGGGGCAGGUUGAUUCUAUUUGCAUUUGGCACGCAGACUGUACAAAGAAUGCAAAUAGACAAUGACAUUUGCGGUGCUAUCUUUCUUGACAGUGCAGUCUCUCUUCAUAGUAAACAAAGAGAGGCGAGUGUUCAUGUGUUUAUGUGCACACAGCUGUGUCUGUGUGUGUUGGUGUGUGUGUCUGUGUAUGUGUGUGUCUGUAUGUGUGUGUGUGCACCUGCCAGGUGUGUCCAUCCCCUAAGUCAGCAGCUCGGCCACGCCUAUGCUCCACAAAUCACAUGAAAGGCUCGCCCUCGGUGCCAAUUGCGCUUUCAAAGGCCACCUUGAUGUUGAAAUGGAGAUGGGUGUUUCUGAAAAAGCCUACAGGUAGAUCAGUGCCAGGAGAGAAAAAAGUGUCACAUCUGUCUGACUUUGGUGCUUUCCUGUCUAACCACCUAGUCAGCCCAGCCAUCCUCACUUCAACUCCCAGAUGCAUAACCUGCAGACAUGGUGACAUAGCAGCAGCACUUAUGUCAAAGAGGAAGGUUUAGAGGAAAAACACCUCAUUUAAGAGACCCGUGAUCUAAUCUGAUGUGGAAUUGGACAUGGGCCGUUAAAGACAUAAAGGACACACAUUUCUAAGGCCAAUCGAGUAGGAGGUAUGGAGAGAGUCUGUUGUUUGGAAUGACCUGAGAGGUAUGGAGAGAGUCUGUUGUUUGGAAUGACCUGAGAGGUAUGGAGAGAGUCUGUUGUUUGGAAUGACCUGAGAGGUAUGGAGAGAGUCUGUUGUUUGGAAUGACCUGAGAGGUAUGGAGAGAGUCUGUUGUUUGGAAUGACCUGAGAGGUAUGGAGAGAGUCUGUUGUUUGGAAUGACCUGAGAGGUAUGGCGAGAGUCUGUUGUUUGGAAUGACCUGAGAGGUAUGGAGAGAGUCUGUUGUUUGGAAUGACCUGAGAGGUAUGGAGAGAGUCUGUUGUUUGGAAUGACCUGAGGCGAUGGCGAGCGCUCUCUCUACGCUCAGCCUCUCCAUCACACUUGAUUUCUGCGAUUAAAAACGGAGCAAAUAUUGGCUGACUGACUGAUAAAUCCGCUGGAAUGCGGUCUGUAAAUUGAAUAUGUUCGAUUGAUUUCAGAGGAAACUUAUGUCCUGGGACAAACAUUCACACCAUUCACUCUGACUAGGUACAGGAGUGGGGCAAGAGGGAGCUGGCAGAUGCCAUGUAUACAGUGACUCUGCUAUAAUACUUCCGUCUGUUAGUGUCCUCAGCCAUCCAGCCUGAGGUGAGGCCUGUAGAGCCAUGGCAUGAUUAGGUUUCUUCAUUAGUGGCGAGGUAGGGCUGAGAGGUCAGAGGUGAUGCUUCUUUGACCCUGGCUGAUGUGACCCAUACACCCAUCAGCAUCGUGUACAACCCCCUAAAGAGAAACACUAGGCCUCAACUACCCCCAAACCUCUCAGCUACCCCCAAACCCUCCAUACACACAAACACACACCAAGAGAGAAAAACAGGCAGACAGAAAUAGACACACACACACUACUGUAGAUAAUCCCACUAAAGCCCCGCUGUGAAAGCACCGCAAAUGAGCCUAAAUACCUCAGCCAGGGACAGACAGAACGAGAAAGAGCUAAACCAUUAGCUCAUCACAGGCUCUUUUUCCUCUCUUCUCCCCAUCUGUGUCUCUCUGUUUGCUUUUCUGAAAGUCGUUGUGACAUGAAUGCAGAAGUUUCUAUUAAGGAGGAAAUAAAGAGGAGCAUAGCAUUGUCUACUGCUUUGUUAUGCCCCUUUUCUACUUCUCAGGCUAGUUAUAUAAGUCUGCUCCUGUCUGGGUGGACACACACACCCCUCUUUAUGUGCACACAUAUGCCCCGGGGGGGGGGGUUUCAUCCAACAACAUUUUCACUUUGUAUUCGCUGACGUCAUACGCAGCAAGUGGACACGCAAAGAAUUACAGAAUUAUUUACAGAGGCCUCAGCCAGUACUUUUAAUUCUGCCUGAUGGUGCAAGUGAGGCAGCCUAGGGGCUUUUUCUCAGAAACACAGAGAAGCACGGCCAAUUGCAUACCCAAACUCAGCCCCCUUUCCUCCCCAAACGUCUUUCCUGUUUACCUACCAAUGGAGGGAAGUAUAAGCCCACUCUGUUAACUGCUUCUUCCUUAUUUUCACUCACCCAUACAGGAGGGAGUUAUUACAACCUUUUAGACCUAAUUUAAUAAAAGUUCAGAUCUCGAUUUAGACAAAUAAAUAGCCCAUGAUUUGGAAUGUUUUCUCCCUUACUGCAUUAUGACAAACAGUUUUUCUAUGGAGAGGGGAGGGGGUGAAUAGUGUGAAGGAGUACCUGUGGCUUACUGGAAAACGCUGUGGAUGACUCUGUGGUUGACAUAUUUAUUUUUCUGGGACUUAAUGGUAAGGAACAGUCAGCAAAUAAUAGGUGUUUGGAGAUGUAAUGUUGGUUCCAGAGCUGGAGGAGUCAGUAAUCCCUUGGGUAAACAUGGGGGAGAGAAGACUUGGCUCUUCAGCCUGUGGUUCAAACAUCACUUUAACAAAGGCAGCAAAUACUAACCACUGGCCAGCCUGUUACAGCAUUUUAAUGUCUGGUCUGCACUAUGGGCCCAAUUCAGACUUAGGAAAUCUAUUCCUUUUUUACACGUUUUGAUUUAAGCACUUCUCAGUAGUUGGUAUUCAGACUUAACAUAUGCAGGUGCGCAAUGGGCUUUGUAGGCGUGGCUCCCUUACACGCACUGAAAAAAUGUAAUUCAACCGCUAAAAACCCUCCCACUUGCUGGCCAAAACAUUUUCUUGUGGCGUUUUCAUUCAAUAGGGUUUUCAGUAAGUACAUUUAUCUAAAGCCAUCACCUUUAAAUACAGUGUACCUUUAAAUAUAAUUUUCUCGACAGACUCACGAGAAUAUAUAUCGAGAGACAGGUUCAGAAUAGGGAUCAAUGAAAGAAAGCCAUCUAAAUACAGGCAUAUUCGUCUCCUUUUCGGUACCAAUCGGUAGAUUAAAAAAAUACUCUGAUCUUAUACAUUAUUUAGGGUUAGCAAAGUAUUUAUUAAUCAUACAUAAACAGGGUUGGAGAGCCUUUAUGAACAAAAUACAUUGUUCAAUAAAAAAUACAGGGGUUUGAUUCAUCCUGAAAGUUGCCAUUUAAUUCUUCAAUCCAUGAAAUAUUGGAAGAAUAGAAAAGUGUACAAUAGGGGUUGAACAAUAGUCUACCCUAAUCCUCAUUAAUCACAGAACUGUGAGACUCCAGGUUCAAACUGCUAUGUAUAGUCUGCGUUCUAUAAUUAUUCAAAUAGGCUACAUAUCCCAAAUUAUUGCAGAUCUUGUAAUACGUUAGCCUAAUAUGAUCCACUAUUGCUAGCGACCAUCAGGAACAACCACACGGAUGUGACGGAGGAAAGAAAGGUAAACAGAAUGUAAUGAAAUGAUACAAAAUGUAGGCUGCAAAUUGAAGAAAACUAACAGUCACUGCACUGAGGUGACAGUUAUUAUGUAUGCGGGUAUUACUGACGGUGGAUACCGAUAGUGGCUAAUAUUUAAUAUGAUAGAAAUGGUAAUAAAAAUUAAAAACGGAAAAGUCUGGGCAUAUAAUGAAAACAUUCUACAGUGCAUAAAUCAACUCUGUAGGUUCAACGCUAAUGUCAGUGCGCACGGGUUUCCAUAGGCUACAGCCUGGGCUUGGGUCUCCAAAUUUCAUCCCCGCAAAUUAUGAAGCUAUAGGCCUACAAUUCAAAUUCAGAAUAAAUACAGCUAUUUAUACUUUACUGUGGAAAAGAGGCCGAAAUACCUGUCAUGUUGGCAUGCUUUUCAGUUUGCUGAAAUAUGACUGGUUUCACAUUUUGUCUCUAGUGAUCAUAAGGUAAAAUAGACCUAAAACAAUUGUCAUUUAUAUUUACAAUCCCCUUAUCCAAACAGAUUACUCAUUUACCUAGGUCUUAUCAAUACAGUAGUUCUUAUCAAUUUAUGAAUUACAGUGCAUGGAGAUUGGUGUUAUUUCUAUCGUAAAAAAAAGUCAACGUUUUUCCACUUGGAAUCGACAGGUUGCUCAACCUUAUUCAUGGUUUCCUCACGCGUAAAGGUGGUGGAAUUAUGAGGGCAUUAAGUCAAUGUCAGAAUACACACCUCUGCCACACCUUAAUUUCUUAGAUCUCCACCCCCAACCGAAUAGUGGUUGAAUAGCAUGCUAUUCUCAUGCUUAAGUUCAAGGUCAGAAUACGCAUAGAGAGAAAAGUGGAUAAAAAGGGAAAUAUGUUCCAUUUACGCGCGCUUAACUUGGGUUGGAAUUUCCCCCUAUGAGAAUGUGGACAGGGCUUUUUCCUGUGGCACUCUGCUGACCUUGAUCGUAGUCAAGAUUAAAGUUUUGAGAAUGACACAAAUAUUAAUUUUCACAAAGUCUGCUGCCUCAGUUUUGAUUAUGGCAAUUUGCAUAUACUCCAGAAUGUCAUGAAGAGUGAUCAGAUGAAUUGCAAUUAAUUGCAAAGUCCCUCUGCCAUGAAAAUGAACUUAAUCCCAAAAAAACAUUUCCACUGCAUUUCAGCCCUGCCACAAAAGGACCAGCUGCCAUCAUGUCAGUGAUUCUCUCGUUAACACAGGUGAGAGUGUUGACGAGGACAAGGCUGGAGAUCACUCUGUCAUGCUGAUUGAGUUAGAAUAACAGACUGGAAGCUUUAAAAGGAGGGUGGUGCUUGAAAUCAUUGUUCUUCCUCUGUUAACCAUGGUUACCUGCAAGGAAACACGUGCCGUCAUCAUUGCUUUGCACAAAAAGGGCUUCACAGGCAAGGAUAUUGCUGCUAGUAAGAUUGCACCUAAAUCAACCAUUUAUCGGAUCAUCAAGAACUUAAAGGAGAGAGGUUCAAUUGUUGUGAAGAAGGCAUCAAGGCGCCCAAGAAAGUCCAGCAAGCACCAGGACCGUCUCCUAAAGUUGAUUCAGCUGCGGGAUCGGGGAACCACCAGUGCAGAGCUUGCUCAGGAAUGGCAGCAGGCAGGUGUGAGUGCUUCUGCACGCACAGUGAGGCGAAGACUUUUGGAGGAUGGCCUGGUGUCAAGAAGGGCAACAAAGAAGCCACUUUUCUCCAGGAAAAACAUCAGGGACAGACUGAUAUUCUGCAAAAGGUACAGGGAUUGGACUGCUGAAGACUGGGGUAAAGUCAUUUUCUCUGAUGUAUCCCCUUUCCGAUUGUUUGGGGCAUCCAGAAAACACCUUGUCCGGAGAAGACAAGUUGAGCGCUACCAUCAGUCCUGUGUCAUGCCAACAGUAAAGCAUCCUGAGACCAUUCAUGUGUGGGGUUGCUUCUCAGCCAAGGGAGUGGGCUCACUCACAUUUUUGCCUAAGAACACAGCCAUGAAUAAAGAAUGGUACCAACACAUCCUCCGAGAGCAACUUCUUCCAACCACCCAAGAACAGUUUGGUGACGACCAAUGCCUUUUCCAGCAUGAUGGAGCACCUUGCCAUAAGGCAAAAGUGAUAACUAAGUGGCUCGGGGAACAAAACAUCGACAUUUUGGGUCCAUGGCCAGGAAACUCCCCAGACCUUAAUCCCAUUGAGAAUUUGUGGUCGAUCCUCAAGAGGCGGGUGGACAAAAAAAACACACAAAUUCGGACAAACUCCAAGCAUUGAUUAUGCAAGAAUGGGCUGCCAUCAGUCAGGAUGUGGCCCAGAAGUUAAUUGACAGCAUUCCAGGGUGGAUUGCAGAAUUCUUGAAAAAGAAGGGUCAACAUAAACCUAAUGUAAUUGUCAAUAAAAACCUUUGACACUUAUGGAAUGCUUGUAAUUAUACUUCAGUAUACCAUAGUAACAUCUGACAAAAAUAUCUCAUAACACUGAAGCAGCGAACUUUGUGAAGACCAAUACUUGUGUCAUUCUCAAAACAUUUGACCACGACUGUAGAACAACAUGAUAUUGCAACAAUAAAACAAACUCGUGCUUGUACACAUUUAUAUGCACUUACACACACGCAAAUACACAAGAAAAUUCACACCUCCGAUUUGACAUAUCUGGAGUCUACCUUCCUGUCAUUUGUCACUCUGAGCAGUGUGUGUGCGACCCUUGCACUUGUAUGUGCUUGUAACUAAGUUCAUGCGCACCGAGGUGUGAAUAAGAAACCGUUUCACAAAUCUGCUAACAUUGUGUUGACGCAUGUGACAACGAUGGCUGCUUUCCUUUCUCAGAGAUCUGCGAGGACACCUCCCCUCCCUCCUACCAACACCUCACUGCUUAGCACGCCUUGGCUACCCCUGUACACACAGCCCUGCAACCCCUACGUCCUCGCACCUCCAGAGCUAAAACAACACUCUCAGUGCAGCUUAUAUCUUUAAUAUGAUCUGUCACCGGGGCGAAAAAGGGCCCUCUCUGUUCAGCAGGCUGAGUCUGCAGCAGAAGUGCUGAAAAACAACAACCUCCCUCACCUCCUCCUCACCCACCUUUACUGCCUCCGCCCUACUAACACACAUCACCCCUCCCCAGAGGAGACACACACACGUACAGUAGUGUAGUGGGACAAAAGAGGGCUGAUUGCUCAGUGCUAUGGGCCUCUCUUUAUUGUUAGUGGAUCCGGAUGUAUUGGGCCUAGCCUGCACCCCUCCACUCAUUCUGCCUGCCCUGACCUGCGCCACUGUAGGGCUGUCCCUGUGUGGCAUAGCCCCUAUUCCUCACUAAUCACACAAACUUCUAACUACACUACCAACACACACAGCCUUAUCCCUUCAUCAAGACGGGAAGACUGGAUCUGUGCUCACACACACAGUCUCACAUUCUCUCUUAUGCUGUGAGUGUGUUUUCAGCCCUGCUGUAGACAGGGGGAUUUCAGGCUGAGUAUGGUCCCUAGGGGGAGCAUAGCUAGCAUCUGCUCUGAGACAGACAGACAGCAGUAACAGGCUGGGAAGAGAGCCAGGCUUAGCUAAGCUUCCCCUGAUAGAUUGGGGUAGGCUGUGGAAAUCCCACCAGUACACAGACCUGUGUGCAACAUGGGCAGAGUGACAGUCUACUAGUCACAGCCACGUAAGUAUUAUGGAAUCCCAUGGUGGAAUUUACUACUUGCUAAAGGCCCUCCGUCUCAUGGUGAUAGUUUACAGUCUGAAAUAAUGCAUCCAUUCAGUUCAUGACGUGGACACCGGACGUCAAUAUAUAUAACAAGAGACAUUAAAAUAGUUAAUUGUGUGUGUGUUUACGUGUCUCUGUGUGUGUCUGUAAAACUCAUUUAGCCAGACUAGACAGCCACAAACACUACUCAAAAAGAACCCCCACAUCCUUCUGGGUUAGGCUCAAACUGAUCUAUGAUUGGACAGCCUCUAAAACCCAACUCUGUCAUUGGUUGAGUUGUUGUGACAGUGUGAUAGCUAAAGCCUCAGGCUUCUUGAUGGCACCAGUAAUAGAGUGAAAGGGGAAGUCAGAGGGGGUAGGGAAAAGGCGGGAGGCAAAAUAGUCAAGAGAGGAGGAAGAGGAAAACAGGUGCGCAACGCUUCGCUCAACAGAUGUUGAAACGUCUUCGAGCUCCAACACAAAGCGGAAGUUUGCUAGCAACCCGACCGACGCCACUCCAACACGCUCUCAACCGUCAUUCUGAGGCAGGUUGACAUUUCUGACUGACAAAGAAACAGUAAGAGAGAGUUUAUAGUUCAGGAUAGAAAGUAUAGGGCCUAUUGACUUUAAAGGUUCCUCCCUAAUACACGCAUAUUCACACACAAGUCACUGAACACACUCAACAGCAGCAUGUUAGUUGUAUGUGUUGUUUUUGUGACACUAUGAAUCAUCUCAGCAGCUGUAUCCACACACUACAGACAGGGACAUCAACAUGUCAUAACAAUAGAGAACGCUGCUCUCUAUAGCUAUUGGUACAGUGCUAACAUAUAAUGUACCUAACUUACUAUGUACACAUAUACUGUAUAAAGGCAGAGCUCUGGUCCAUCUGUGGACGUUAACAUCAAGGCUAGGGUGGACUGACCAAAUUUCAACUACUUUUCAACGUCCAUGGACGCCCAGUGUCAGUCGGUGCCCAGUGGAUGAGGAUGCUGUUUAUAGUAAAUGGAAAGAGAGUGGGCUCAUGGGUAGGUGUCAGUAAGAGCUGGGAGAGGUAACAGAGUGAGAGAGAGUGAGAGAGAGAGAGAGAGAGAGAAGGGGAGAGCGAGGGAGGGGUUGUCCAGACUCAGACUUUUAACAUUCGUGGUUUGACAGAAAGAGAAAGAAAACGGUUAUCAGCUGAACAUAACAGUAUGUCAGUGGAAGGGAGGACAGUAGCAGGUGACCAAACUGUGGUUUGUGACUAUCAUGAUUUCCCAUUGUAGCCAAUUCAGUUGCAGUAAUUCCAUUACAGAUUUUUUGGUAAUUCCGUUACCAAUUUGGUAACGGAAUUACGAGUUUUAAUCACUUUAUAAUUCAUAAACAAAAUGUAUAUCAGUAAAAACACUAUAACUAAUUGAUAGGCCUACCUUUACUUGUUACUUCUGUUAACUUUUAUUAUCCUCCCUCCUCAUGAGAGAGAGAAAUUAGAAAAUAUCUUAAAGAUAUGUGGGUUUUUGCUAACGGAUGUUUUCUAAGAACCCUUUUCCAUCUGUUUAUCCAGAAAUCAAAGCCUUUACUUAUGCAUCAUUUUUAAGAUGGAAAAUGUUUUUUCUAAAUGUAACUAUACCUUCAUUUCCCAAAAAUAAAGACUCUUAGCUUUCAUUUGACACCCAAUUUGAUAUGGUCCUAUGAACUUCACACGUUGAUGCUCAUGGGUCCAUUUACAUGGAAAUUCCCAUAGUCCUUAUAGAGGUGCUGUAGACGUUUUCAGUCUUAUAUAGGCACUCAACCAAUAGUCUGUUAUCAAGUGCCUUUCAAGUCCAUGUAUACAACGAAUACAAAUAUUUACACUUCAAAUAUAUUCAGCACAGACCUGGGUCUGGGCCAAGGCACGUAUUGCCCUUUGCAGUCCAGAUAGAGUUUCACUUUGCCCCUGAAAACUCGCCUAGCCCUUUACUAAAAAAAGCUUGUGUUUAAUGUGUCUCUCUUUGGAAGGGAACAUAUGUUUCUUUCUUUCAAUGUUAGAAAAAAAGCAGCAGCACAGGGGUGAGGGAGGAAAGGGGCCGUAUCGGGUGAUCAUUCAGCUGGACCCGUCAGUGUUUAUGAGCUGUCAUUAGCACUCUCUGAGCAAACACUGUCUCUGUGUUCCACUGAUAUGGUCUUUAGAGGGUUAGGGCGGGACUUGCUGAGAUCGGCUUGUCUGGUCUGAAGGGGUUGUGAGCUCUGAGUAAGAGUUGCCCACAGGUCUAGAAUUCCCAAAUACUAACCUUAAUCAUCCUGCUCCUUGUGGCUCAAUGCAAUGUGUAGGCGAUCAAGGUUGAUCAUUUUGCUCUUCAGUGUUUAAAUUCAAAGGGACCAGUCACAGGGACAGUUUCCCACACUGAUGUAUCUUAUCUGUUAUACUUGAACCUAUCUACAUGUUCUGAAGAACACUAAAAACAUUGGGGAAAUCAAGGCCCUAUGUCUUUAGUUAAUCUGCUGAUAAAAUUGUAUUGUAUUGGGCAAAAAAAAAAAAAAAAUGCUGGGUGGUAAGGGCACAGACAUUAUUUCUAAAGAGAUUUUCAGUUAAAUGGAUUUUCAAUACAUCGUUAAUACCAGACAUUUUAUAUCAACCUUUUUAUUUGUUCCUCACAGUCCUCAUAAUGCUCUAAGAUGAUGCAACAGCCAUCUAGAGAGGAAGCUAGUAAAUCUACAGCUUCUGGCAUCCAUUUUACCUCUUCCAUGUAUUGAGCGCUGGUGUUUGAACCACAUCAUCUCUGCCUCCCCGUUGGCCUCCAUCUCCCAGCUCUAUCUUGUGGUUAUGAUAUCAUAGAGAAAAAACGGUGCAUUCUCUCCUAAGUGCACCCUGACACAUAAAAUAUUCAUCCCACCACAGACUCCCCUCCGAAAUGGGUCCUUAGUACACAGAGACCCAUGGUCAAGACCCUGUAAAGUGGGAGUCAACCUCUGUCGGUCUACCAGACACACUCAUGGAAAAGCUGGGGUCAGACCUGAAAAUAUGUUUAAACACUGUGUUGAACAGCAUCAGGCCAAGGGCACUGUCUGUCUCUAAACCAAGGCCAAGACAGGGACUAGAAAAGCAAAUCAUCCAUUCUCCCUCCAUCGCACCAAUCCAUUUCCUCUCUAUGAGGCUUAAAGUGGUGAUGAUAUCUAAGAGAAGAAAAGAGGAGGAAGGUUGCUGUAUAAAAUGUGUUAGCUCCCAGAUGGGAAACUGAUGAAGUUUUCUCUUAUAUAAAAAAGUCAAUGAGAGGGAGGGAGGGUGAGAGAGAGAAGAGGAGAAAGAGGGGAAUGAAGAGGGGGAAGAGAGGAGAGCUAGAGUCCACCAUGUGAGUUGAUUGGUGGUGUUAACAGUAACUGUGGGGUUUGGGGUAAUGAGCACCAGGCAUGGUCCUAAUGAAGCCUCAGCUCUGCUCCUAUGGUUCUCUCUCAUGGCUGGCCAAACCCUCUACUGGAAGUAGAGUACAGUGUGUCGCCACACACUCCCUGCCACUGCUGUGUGUGUGUCUGUGAUCAUGCGGUACAAUCACUUUCAUCCCCAAAGCGCCAACCAAUUCAUCCCAGACCACCACAGGCCACAGAAAAAGUGACCAAUUCUACAUCUUUUCCCCUGGUUGUUUUUUUCUUCUUCCACAGAGCUGGAUGUAUCAUUUCCCUGACCUCAGCCGUUUGAGGUGGUGUAAAUCUCUUAAUAACUGCACUAGGACACGUAUAUGGGUCUAUAUUUGGAGGGCCGUUUCUCCUGGCCUCCCCUGCUCUGGGGUGGAGCAGACAGUAGCCACAGUGUCUGUGUGGGAGAUGGAGCCAGCUAGGCUCUGUGCCUGCCUGUGUGGGUCCCACUUUCCCUCUUGAUGGUGUGGGGACUGGGAGGGGGACUGGGUUCAGAAGAGUGUGAAUAACAAGAUACUAGUUGUAAAAGUGUGUGAGUAUACGUGUGUUUAAGCGGGUGUGUCUGGAGUAGACUGUGUCCCUGUGUCAUAGUGAGAUGGUGGGUGUAUAGGUGGGGUCACUCACUUUUACUGCAUCCUACUACUUUUUUCAUGUCUGACUUCCAACACAGGGAACACAAACAGCUGGAGAUGUCCGACAGCCCUGGUCUCCGGAUUCAGACACAUUACUCAUACACACACACACACACACACACACACACACACACACACACACACACACACACACACACACACAGGUAGGUUAGUUUUUAAAUGUAAUCUGUUACAGUUACUACUUACCUCUCCAAAAUUGUAAUCAGUAACAUAACUUUUGGAUUACCCAAACUCAGUAAUGUAAUUACUUUCCGUUACUUUUAGAUUACUUUCACUUAAAGAGGCAUUAUAAGACAAACAUUUAUAUUACCAAUUGAAAGACAUCUAUUGCAGGAUAAAUCAAUGUUAGAGUUUACAUAGCUGGCCAUAAAUGGAUGUUGCAUUUUACUUUGUGGGUUGGUUAUGCAGGCUUCUUCUAACCCAUUGCUUUCUACGACAUAUAAUAAUAAUAAUAAUAAUAAUAAUAAUAAUAAUAAUACAAUUGUAUAUUUACAUUAAAAUCCAAAGUCUGUCAGAUGUCCAGUCAUUCCAAUUAAUUUAAUACCCCUUGAUCUUCAAGAAUAGGACUUGGAAAUAUAGAAAUAUAGAUUAGCCAAAUUGUUUUACCUGAGCAUAACCCCAAAACUAAAGGACUUAUUAGCCUACUCUGUUGUUUAUGAUUUUGUUGUCAUGGAGGACUGAUUGGAUUCAUUGCUUCGAGUUGAAAAAGAAAUGCUGCUCUCAUGGAAUGGCAGGCUUUGAGCACUACCGAAAAGUGCUAUUUGAAUGUGAAAAAUUAAUGCCGUAUACUGCAUCUGCUAUAGACCUAUUGUUUACAUUUUUGUUGGUGACACUUUGAUAUCUUGAUAAUAUAUGCAGAUGUUUAAGUCUAUCAAAAGUGUGCAAGUUUGAGCAUUUGUCCGUUAGGCCUAUGGAUUUUGUUUUAUCAGCACGCAUUAGAUUGAACAAUAAAAGCCCCACUAGUCUUCUUAAAUGAAACUAGUUGUUGACAGUAUUGAGCACAAUACCUCGGAGAACUUUAAAGGAGUAACUCCUUCAAACUUUUAUUGCUUAGGCUUGGAUCCGCACUGGUCGCAAAAACAAUGAUUGAUAGGCAGUUUAAACUUAAUAAAUUCAACCAUUAUUGGGUUAAAAUACACAUACACAUUUGUGAACAGCCAUCCACAACAACCACAAUCCGUAAGACGCAAAUAGCUAAAGGAGAGAGCAGCAGUGUGAUUCACAUCAAUAAUAAGUGAUAUCCGUAUCGCCUGUAGGCUACACCACGUUUAUUCAAGUUGGAAAAUCUUUGGUCGCACCAUUGGAAGACAUAGCUUGGACUGUAGCCUACUAAAGCCUAAUAAUGCUAUUUUCCAGUGAUCCAUCAAACGCAUUUGGUGUGCCAUCAUAGUGGUCUCUGACUUGUGGUCAGACUCACUCAGGCGGAAACAAACUUGCGUCUUUUUUCAAUGCUCAUUUGAAUGUCAUUGAGAAAACAGAAAGGUGUCAAAUAAACAUCCUUUCUGAAUUUAAAAGUAAUCCUAGAAGUAAUCAUCUAGUUUUUCAAAAGUAUCUGUAAUCGGAUUACAAUAUUUUUGCUGGUAACGGAACGGAUUACAGUUAGUUUUUUGUAAUCCUUUACAUGUAAGGGAUUACACACACACACACACACACACAGGGGAGGGUGUUGAUCCCAGUGUGAGUAUACAUGUGUGGGUGUUUUUUUGUUUCCUGCAAGUGGAAAUGUGUUGGUGUGUGUAAGGGGGAGGUGAUUGUGCGAUAGAUAAAUACCCAUCACCCACACUAUGUUUUGUUAUGUGCAUGCAUGUGAGAGUGUUAAUUUGAAUGCGUCUGCAUCAUUGGAAGCAUUGUAGACUAUUCUAGUCUACUUGGGAGUCAAGCUCAGUCCACAUCAUUUAUGUGUGUACGUCUGUGUAUGUGUGAAGGGGGCAGGGGGGUAGUGGGGGGGGGGGGGGGGGGGGGGUGCGAGAUAGGGAAUUCUAUAUUGUAAAGAGAAGAGGGAGUGAUCUCUAGAGCGGUAAACGGGAGGAUACAUUACCCAUGGGUCAAGUCGCAGGGAGGGAAGAUAUAUUGCCCAUUGGUCAGUCUGGAGAGAGGAUGGGCAAAAUCCAUAUCAGUCCGUCUGCUGGCCCCCUUUAUAUAGUGAUAAAAUAUUCAAAUCUAGCCAUUACUUCGCAUUAGAGAUCCAGGGAUAAAACCACAGAAUGUUUACAUGUUCUUUCAGACGUGUUUGUUGCAUUGAUAGUAACAUUUAAAUCCCUUCCUCCAUUAGAGGCGUCCCUCAUCCGGACUCACGUAUGGCAUUUAGGUGUGUGUGUGUGUGUGUGUGUGUGGUGUGUGUGUGUGUGUGUGACACCACAUGUUAAAUAAGAUGGAGAGAGAUUGCAUUGAAUUAGCCUUUCAAGUAUAACUUUUAAGGAAAACUAUUCUGAGGAAGAGAUAUCAAAGUGAUUCAGGUUUGAGUGUAGUGUUUUGUCUUUCCAAGUCUUGUUCAGAUCAGGUGUAUUCGAGGUGCCAAAUAUGCUUUUUCUCAUACAUUCCCACCUCUCUCGUCACACACACACACGCACAUAUGCGCAACCCGUCCACACAGUGUGUUCCAGUCUGAUGAGUACUAUAGUCUAGGAGCAAUUCCUGGGUGUUUCCCUCACUGAGUAACUGCUUGGUCAGACCUGAGUCGCUGUAAGAAGUAUAGUCACUAUUUCGAUAAGUAGACCCAGUCUGGGGUUGUACUGGGGUAGUACUGCUGAGUGGACAGGUAGAGGACAAGAGGAUAGAUUGGAAGAAUCUGCUGAUGCUGUGAAGUUAAACUAUUUCAAAAUAUCAUUAUAUUAUUGUGCUAGUACUAUUGUUAUACAUUGGUGUAUUAGUGCUAUUAAAUUAGUCCUAUAUGAAUGUGCUAUUAGGAGCAUGUAGCCAUUUAUCUGAUUAUAACGCAAAGGCAGGUGCAAGUUUAGCUGAACCACAAGUCCAGUGCCUGUCAACAUUAUAUUAAUAAUCAGAUUAGUUGGUGGCGAACAGUGGCCUUUAUUCAUAUUGAUAUCAUUUGGUCACUGUACUAUUUGUUUUCACACUAAUUAUGUCUUAGAAUAGAAUGGGGAUGCCAUUGCCAAUAUAACCAUCCCAGGUCUAAACAAACACUCACAAAACCUAAUAAGCUGUAAACUGUUGGUGCCAAUGGAGAGACCUGAGGAAAGAAAACUCAAAUAUUACAGCAGACCUAGCAUUUGGAUGUGUUAUUGCUUUUACUAUUUUUGACCAUUUGGUACCGCCAGGGAAAAAUAAUAAAGAGCCAUGAUUUCCCGGCUGUGUAGGUGGUAACUUGGCUCUCCUCUCUUUCCCUCUCUCUCUCUUUCAGGACACAGGGUGAAGCUGGAGGACCCCCAGAAGAUGCAGUUCUCUGAUAGGCUGACAGAGAUUGAGCGCUACCAGCGGGCCAGCCUGAGGAUGGUGCCUGGUAACCCCCAGCCCCGGCCCAUGCACCAGAGCCACCUCGGGCCCUCCACCCAGUCCCAGAUACAAGGUAGGACCGCUAACCACACAGGAAUAACUAUCACACUGACUCACUCACACUGUCUGUCCCAAAUCAGUGUUGCUCACUCAUCACAAAACACUCCACGUUCUGCUACAGCACUGUAUAUAGGGGUUAGCGCUACAAAUGCCUCUCCCUGCCUACAGUGAGAGCUGACUUUGACAUUAGUUUCAAGUGUUAUUAGUCAUAUGUACAGGAUACACAUGGUAUACACCGUCCAACAAAAUGCUUAUUUGCAGGUUCCUUCUCGACAAUGAAACAACAAUAAGAAAAUAUAAGAAUACGAACAUAAAGUAAAUGGCUCAGUAGAAUAGAAUAAACAUUUUAGCAUAAGUAUAAUACAGGGGUGUAUACAGUAUGUGUGUGCGUGCAUGCUAAGGUGCGGAGAGUCAGAGCAGGUGUUCAGUCCAGUUCAAGUGUUCAGCAGUCUGAUGGCUUGUAGAUAGAAACUGUCUCUGAGCCCGUUGGUAUCAGAACUCAUGCUCCGAUAUCGUCUGCCCAACGGAAAGGGAGUGAACAGCUCGUGGCUGUGGUGUUAUGAGCGGAGUUAGCCUGUAUGAUCUGACUGUGACAUAUAAUGAACUGACGGUGUUGUUCUAACUUUAUCUCUAUGGGCUGAAUUAGCCUGUAUGUGGCAGGCUGAGGCCCCAGGUUGAGUACAACCCUCCCUGCUGAUAUGAGAGCCCAGACCUGGGGGAGGGUCCAGUACAUUUACUGGCAGGGGCCGCUCACUCACGCCAGCUCUGUCCCCGGAUGCCCUGCGUCGGUCACAGGAUCCAGUCUGGGGCCAGGUGGCACCCUGAUUACUGCCAAACAGCCUGGCGAGGGCACUGGGGCUGGUUCACCACACCACUCUACAGCCUCAGGAAUCUCACAGCCGCCUGCUACCUCCGCAAUCACGUCAGUCUCAGACUGACUGGCACAACAGGGCAGAUCUGCAGUGGAGACAGGGGGGAGGAGGUGUGUGUGUGUCUAAGGGGAGAGGAGGUACGUGGGUGGAGGUUCGCUCUCAGACAUAUGUCAGAGCUUCUUAACGUGAUGGCAUGUCUGGAUGUGUGCAGACAAAACACGAACACACACAGACACAAACACACACAAGGCACACACACACACUGUCCUCUCCCACCCACUCCCUAGUUCUCAUGCAGGGGGUUAGGGCUGACAGACAGAGUAAGGCUCCUUCCCAGUUAAUGAGUUGCUAUCAGUGUGUUUAGGAGUGUUUUGCUCUCUGUGGGUGGAAGUGUAUCUCUCAUGGGGUUUAACCUUGUGCUCCUGACUCACCACGGUGGACCUACCUAUCUUACAGCUGAGCUUACACAACUGUGGUUAUCAGCACCAGCUUUGAUUUAGUUUGACUGAUGUUGUUGUUCCCCCAUAAGUGCCAUGUAAUGUACUGAACAUGGCCAAGGAACAUCAUCUACCAGUCCUGUGGACCAGUAGGACCAGGAGUAGUUGGAAUCUAGACAGAUACAAUAAAUGUAUUUAAUGCAUGUUGUCUGCCAAUGGAAGGGCCAUGGCAGGUAAGCUUAUCCAGAGGGACUUAUCCAUAAGGGCUUGCUUAAUAUCUCCAAAUUCCUCCCGUCUAGCAGGAGAGGUGUACAGACAAUGCUGGGAUGGCAUGUGAAGAAAAGCGCUGUGCUCUGCACACGUUUGCCUAGCUGCAGGAGGAUUAGGGCAGGAAUUACCUCUUUAUAGGCCUGUCAGAUCUCAAAGACCCACACCAGUAGAACACACACACACACUGGGCGCGCUCACAAACACAUGUGGGGCGCAUGCAUGCACAACCCCCACACACAAACACACAUGCACACGCACACACACCUCCAGCAUAGACACAACACAUUAAUGUGGCUCAGAGCCGUCAGGGAUGAGAGGCAUAGAGCUCCAAACUGAUUCCACACAACACCCGCCAGGUGCUAGGGGCCCUCUCGGAAGAGUGUGUGUGUGUGUGUGUGUGUGUGAGGAGGACUGUAAAACCACACACCUUAAUCUCUGAUAUUACCAUCAAGACUUUGUAGCUCAGCACUAGUGCUAAAAUAAUUCAAUAACAGUGAAGAUACAUUUUCCCUCCUCUCAGCUACCUACUGUCUACACAGGCUUUAUAUGUACGCUAUGACAUAGAUCACUGGGCAUCUCCAUGCAUAUAUAGCAUCUUAGACAACACGCAACUACAAACACAGCUCAAACUAAAAUAGUACCCUUUGAAAUAAAUACAUUUAGAAACAGGGAUGUAUUUACAUAUAAACAAGACACACUCUGCUUUUGGCAGCCGUCGCAGGCAGUUGAAUUUUGCAGAGGAUCACAGGUUAAUAGAUGAGCCAUCAACACUUUAUAAUUAAAUUGAUUCCCAUCUUGCUGUUGCAAAAUAUGUUUUUCAUUAUCCACACAUAAACCUUGACUUUCCAGCCGACAACAACAUGAGAAAAUACAAUAUCAUCUCCUACUAAAGCCCUUCGCUUCAUAUUGUUGUCUGAGCCAUGAAAUAGAGACUGAGUUUUGUUAACACAACGCUUUUGAGACGUCUGCUAAACUCACACACACACACACAGUUACGUGCCAAUGUUGCAAGCUCUGCUAGCGCUCUAGACAGACAGGAUAAUUAAGAGCUCAUUACAGCGCAUGCAGUGACAGGAUUCAAUCCCUGGCAGACACUACGCUUGCUCGGCUAGCCGCUUGUUUUUGUUCAGCCGUGACCACAGGUGAGCCUGCUGUGAGGAAUGAUCCUACGGGAGGGCGUGUGGGGAGCUGUGUGUGUGGCUCUGCCAGGGCAGUCAAGCAAAUCCCACACUCAGACAAUCAGGUCCAAAAUUGUUAUUCUGGUUUUCUAAAUGUCAGGUGAUGUGUAUGUGUGUUUUAAUGAUAUUCAGAGAAUGCUGUCCAUCUCCUUAAAGCAUCCUGGGUAUAAAGUCUACAGUUCAUACCAGUCUUACCAGCCAGACAAAGAUGUUAAGUAUUAGAUUUCAACGAGACGCUAGACAUAAUCCUGGCGAUUCCAGUUUUCCUCUUUCCCUUUUCAAAAGGAGAGUAAACUAAACAAGGGGCUUUAACAAGCUCGCCAGAACAAAGCUGCUCUUUUAACUUAAAUGCGUUAAGAAAAAAAGACAGCAGCAAUUUAAUCAUCCAAAAGAAAGUAUUUUGCCUUUUGAGGUGGUAUCAUUUAACAUGCUAUUUGUUCCAACACCUGUGUUUUUCUGACUGGAGAUGAAUAUCAGAUACUAGCAUAACUUUCAGUCAUCUAGUCAAGUGCUCACUGCUUUGAUGAGGACCCAAUAAACCUGUGGUGUGGAGGAAAGUGUGUGUGUGUGUUGGCUGUGAGUGAUAAAACACACUCUAGUUGUAUUAAUUCCCCUAUCCCGAUGAGGAAUAUAUUCUUAAUGAUUCUAGCAGAGCAGGAAACAAAGGACCACCUCCAUGGUGCCCAGGAGAACCACAUCUCAGCACCCGGUUAAGACCCCCACUAAAGACUGGCAAGGCAGCAUGCCAGGAGACUGCAGUUCUGGGGUUAUGGUAACCUCACAUUAAAUCUAGGCCUUUAUGAUGGCUAUGAUAAUACAGGAUGCUCCUUGUAAUGCUUCAGAGAAUGUACUGUAUGUUAAUAAUGGUUUUUAUUUUAUUUUAUUAGGAUCCCCAUUAGCUGUUGCAAAAGCAGCAGUUACUCUUCCUGGGUCCACACAAAACAUGACAUAAUAAAGAAUAUUAAUAGACCUAUUAAGGCAUACGUAGCCUACAUAUCAAUACAUACACACAAACUAUCUAAGUCAAAUAGGGGAGAGGUGUUGUGCUAUGAGGUGUUGCUUUAUAGUUUUUUUUUUUUUUUUUAAACUGGUUUGCUGUUCAUUUGAGCAAUAUGAGAUGGAACGGAGUUCCAUGCAAUAAUGGCUCUAUAAAAUACUGUUCACAAGGUGGCAUGCUAAGCCAUGGCACCUGUAUGGAAUAGGUCCCAAAUAGCAGGGGUCAAAAUAAAACAAUUUACUGGUGGUUACAGUAGAUACUCCACCAAUAAACCAAAACUGUGCCAAUGGCAUAUAUCUGCAGCAGUUCUGCUGUGAUGAAAUGUCAAACAGGUGAAUCUAUCCCGGAUUCUCUCUGGUUGUGAAAGUCCUGCUAGCUAGAGGGAGGUCCUACCCCUCCUCUCCUGUCCACAGUGACCACACUGUUUACUCCACAUAAACAAGCCGGCUGGCCCCCCAAGCGAAUGCCUGCUCCAGUCUCUAGUCUACCACAAACAGCCCUGAUCAGACCCACAGCCCCUAACCGCUAGUCUAGGGUCAGAUAUUAUUUAAUUCUCCUAAUGGUAAAUGUUAGGAUGUGGAGUUGGGUAAUCUGAUCCUGGAUCUGUGUCUACCUCAAACCUCAAACCCACUCUAACACCCAGCAGGACAUGAUCAACCAAUUAGAACCAACAAAGAGUCACUGUAAGACACAACAAGUAUGCCAGUCCCUGGAGCAGGCAGCCAGGCACAAAGCACAUGCUUAUAAAGGAAAAGGCCAAAGCAUCGUGCUCCAAUGUCUCUGUUUAGUACCAGAUGUGCUUACUAGGUCAUUGUGUUGGUCUGUGGGUCGUUGACUAUCUGUCAGGACAAGACCAGAGAGAGGUGGCCAUGCUGUGAGCCUGGUAGAGAUGCUGUUGGCUCCAAGCUCCAUUUGGGCAGCAAUGCAUGCUGGUCCGUGCCAAACCCCUACAGGAAAGGAGCUCUCAGGCCAAACACAACCAAAACUAGCGGGAAUCCAGACCAGCGACGAGGGAUUCUGUUUUACUUCUCCAGCACUGUAUUUACAUAAUAUAUCAAUGGUAGCCAUGGGGUUUAUUUGUUAUGGUGCCUAAGAGCUACACUUGUGGUUACUCUCUUUUUGUGACCUUAGUUAGACCUGAAUUAUUCAAACUGAAAAUGUUUUUGUUCUCCACUAAAAAAAAUAUUAUCUUUUGAAGCCAUCUCUCCACAUUAAGCAGGAAAAAUAGAAAAUAUAGCUUUUUUUUACCAGACUCAACUGUUUGUGUUAGUUAUAAUUUUACAUCAGAGCUGGUCGAGCUUUACAUUUCAGCAAUUACAGAAACUACAUGUGCGCAUUGAACAGUCUCUAUUGAGUCUGAGGAGAGGGGGAAGGGAGGGUGGGGGGCUCUCAAAUAGAACAUAGGAUUUUUCAGUCGAUGUGUUUGUUUUUACUCAUGUUUAAGUGAGGGCUCAAAAGACAUAUCAAGUGUCCCACAUAGCUAAGCCAAGGCCAUGUUCCUCCCCUCUAACUCACUCUCUAACUCGCUCUCUCUCUCUCUCCCUUCCUCGCUGGCGUCUUUCUCUCUCUCUCCCCCUCUCACUCUGUCUCUCUUGCUCGCGCUCACAUUCUCUCUCUCCAUGGCGACGCCUAGGGUCUAAGCGAAACAGGAAGCCAGCACAAGGCCCGGCAUUCACUGUGUCUCAAUGACACGCUUCAUUACGACAGGCGCAUUACAUGUCUCUGAGGCGCUGACGGAUCCGGAGUCACGAGGACAGACACCAUCUUGGCUCGAAACGUCUCAGCAGACGUCCUUUCAUCUCUAACUGCACUUCAAAAGCAGAGCAUGUGUUUAUUUGUGUCCUCCCAGCCAUCAGUGACGCCACCCCAAAAACGUUCAUAUUUGUGACGCAGCCGUCGUCUUCUACCCCUAAUGCACCUACCCCCUUCCCCCCAAUCUCUGGCCCCGCCCAGGAGGCUGAGCCUCAUAUUAACAGGGGUAAUCUGUGCCGCUGGUAUUGACGUUGUCCACCGGCCAAUCAAAAUAUUUGAAGGAAAUGUUUAUUUUCUUGAGCGGAUCGCACCAGCUGCUUCGAAGCCUUUCUGAAUAACCCCAUUUAUGUGUAAGAAUUUCCCAUUGUGGGGCAAAGCGCGGGACCUCUCAGAGGCUAAGUGCUGAUCCGGGCCUUUGGAGAGGAAGUCGAGUAGCUCUGGGGGUGAGAGAGCUUUUACACACCCCAGCCCCAGCCAGCCUAGGCCCAGUGUGGGCAUAGGUGAACACCCCCCCUCCCCUCCACCUCCUCCCCCUGUUCCUGGCCCCUCUCAAGGUCAGGAUCACAACUGCUAAUAUAGCGGUUAGGAUGUUGUUCCUCAGCUCAUACUAUAGUGUAGUGUUACUGUAGCAGGACUAGAACCAGGGACAUAACCAGGAACUCUCCAGGCCUUAGUUACUGUAUGUUCAUGUCAAAACUGCAAUACAAAUAUACUGAACAAAAAUAUAAACGCAACAUGCAACAAUUUCAAAGAUUUUACUGAGUUACAGUUCAUAUAAGGAAAUCAGUCAAUUGAAAUAAAAUCAUUUGGCCGAAAUCUAUGGAUUUCACAUGACUGGGAAUACAGAUAUGCAUCUGUUGGUCACAGAUACAGUACCUUAAAAAAAGAUAUGGGCGUGGAUCAGAAAACCAGUAAGUAUCUGGUGUGACCAUCAUUUUCCUCAUGCAGCGUGACACAUCUCCUUCUCAUAUAUUUGAUCAGGCUGUUGAUUGUGGCCUGUGGAAUGUUGUCCCACUCCUCUUCAAUGGCAGUGCAAAGUUGCUGGAUAUUUGUGGGAACUGGAACAUGCUGUUGUACAAGUCGAUCCAGAGCAUCCCAAACAUGCUCAAUGGGUGAAAUGUCUGAUGAGUAAGCAGGCCAUGGAAGAGCUGGGACAUUUUCAGCUCCCAGGAAUUGUGUAAAUAUCCUUACGACAUAAGGCCGUGCAUUAUCAUGCUGAAACAUGAAGUGAUGGCGGCGGAUGAAUGGCAUGACAAUGGGCCUCAGGAUCUUGUCACGGUAUCUCUGUGCAUUCAAAUUGCCAUCAAUUAAAUGCAAUUGUGUUCAUUGUCCAUAGCUUAUGCCUGCCCAUACUAUAACCCCACUACCACCUUUGGGCACUCUGUUCACAACGUUGACAUCAGCAAACCGGUCGCCCACACGACACCAUACACGUGGUCUGGUUGGACGUACUGCCAAAUUCUCUAAAACAAUAUUGGAGGCAGCUUAUGGUAGAGAAAUUAACAUUCAAUUAUUUGGCAACAGCUCUGGUGGACAUUCCUGCAGUCAGCAUGCCAAUUGCACUCUCCUCAAAACUUGAGCCUUCUAUGGAAUUGUGUUUUAGAGUGGCCUUUUAUUGUCCCCAGUACAAGGUGCACCUGCGUAAUGAUCAUGCUGUUUAAUCAGCUUCUUGAUAUGCCACACCUGUCAGGUGGCUGGAUUAUCUUGGCAAAGGAGAAAUGCUCACUAACAGGGAUGUAAACAAAUUUGUGCACAAAAUUGGAGCGAAAUUAGUUUUUUGUGCAUAUGGAACAUUUCUGCUAUCUUUUAUUUCAGCUCAGGGAACAUGGGACCAACACUUUACAUGCUGCAUUUAUAUUUUUGUUCAGUGUAUACUGUAUACAGUGUAUUCAGCUGAAAUAAAAGAUUGCAGAAAUGUUCCAUACGCACAAAAAGUAUGUCAAAAUCAGCCUCCUGCGGUGUGGCCGUUGAGUGUGAACGAGGGUCUCACGCGCUGCGCCAGUAGGGAUUAUUCUCUCCCUGACAGGCUGACUGGACAGGCCAACAAAGGCCUCACACCUCCUCCACUCCCCAGCCCCCUGAGAGACCAAAAUAUCUCUGUUAGCUCCAUCAGCCCCUCAGCCCUGUUUUCCCAAGCCCUCUCUCCAGUCUCACUCCAGUGAGAGUUCCCCUUCUACCCUCCUCUCUGCUCAGUCAGCACAGGCAGGCCUGUCACAGGUAGACAGCCAAACCACCAUACUCAGAUGACUUUGACAUGUUGCUGGCUUUUUUUAGGGCAUUGAAGAGAUCUGCACUCCCCUCACUCGAACACAGUAUGCGCACAGAACUACAGAAUCAUAACCAGGAACUAUUCUCUCUAAUCCUCUUGCACUUCUACUGUGCAUCAGAAUUAGAAACACUCAUGUUUUGAGGUUGUUAUCAUACCUGCCCAGACUACAGUAGUGUCAGGCUAGUGUCAUGUCUAAAUUCUCCUUAAUUAACACAUACUAUCUAUAUCCAUUGCAGCCCUGUGGUCUGACCAGAUUGACCCACCAACUCUGAAGACAUGCAAGGUGGAGGACGACCUCAGAUGGUCAAGUAAGAGAGAUAUUAUAUCUACUCAACCUGGGGCCCCUAUCCCAAACUACUCUACGUCGCCUUACUUCUCACUUGUGCUUUCUCUAUAUUAUUUUCCCAUGUUCUCGCUCGGGUUUUCUAUGUCUUUCUUUCGGCCUCUCUCAUUCACACACCCUACCACAGCAGUAGGAAGUAAACAAGCAUCCCGCUCUCCUUAGAUGACCCCAGUUUUAUGUGCAUUUCAGCGUGAGUCAUAUCUGUGUGUGUGUAUGUGUGCGCAGGCCUAUAUGGGAAAUAUGUUUGCAAGUGUUGUUUGUUGGUUUCUGAGGCUUAAUCAUAACAUGCAAGGCCCAAUCACUGCGCAGUACGAGAGGCGUGGUGAGCAAUAAGAGAUGGCCAUAAUUACUAGUCUGAGAAAACAGGCAGGAAAAAUACAGAGAGGGGAUGAUUGAGAGGGCUUGGACUACAUACACAUCAUCACCCUAGCCAAUUCACACUAUCCAACAUCUUCAAGAGUAGGUGAGAACAACAAUUGAAACACUCUGCUUCAUAUCAAUAGUCAAUCAAUCAUCUCUUUGACAAGGUGGAAUUAGUAUGGAGAUAGUGGAAGAGCUGUAACCAAGGGUAUGCAAAGGGCGUUCCACUCGUUGUGACAUUUUGGGGAAUGCGUUUUGGUUUGCCUUCAGAGCUCUGGAUCCCAGAACAUUCCUGAACACCCCCUCCCUCCCUCCCUGGUGUUUUGGCACUUUUCUUCUCCUGCCCCACAGCCACUCAGCCACCCACCCAUUCUCUUCCCAGAAACCACCAAAGCACACUGCACCAGACCUGCUGAGUCAUCUGCUCACACACCCUUCAAUGUUACUCCUCGAUGAUCCUCAUACUCAGCCCUAUCUGUAUGACUCAUCAGUUAGGCUUGCAGGAAAUUCACUGUUUUCAAUAGGUUUGAUAAGGGAAAGCCCCUGUUGUAAAACAGACUUUAGAUGUGACUGUCAAUGAUUUCCAAACAAAACGCAGCAGUUUCAUCAUUUUUCAAUGACUAGAAGAUGGAAUGUACAUGGCGAUGGAAUGCAUAGAUUUACAUAUUUACUUUUGACACUAUGCGAGCGAGACAUUCACUUGCCAGAUAUUCACUUCAGAACAAGAUACUCACUAGGGUGUGAAAAGUGGAAUUGACGUUUGAUGGGGACUAAAGGUAGUGGGGAGAAGUCCUAAUGUCUAAUUAUGAAAUUCAUAUCCAAUUCCAGAGAGACAGAGAUUAUUAAAGUAUUACGAUCAAUAAUAAUAUCUAGGAGUGCACAUGCCACCUGGCCAGAACUCAUUAACUCUUUACCAAUAAGUCAUACAAGGAAAUAACAUAGUCCAUUUAGUUAACAAAUCCAAACUCAUAAAUCACAUCUGGUUCGUUGAUGCAUUAGGAAAAUCUUGGUGUUUUAUCAUCACAAACUCCCUAAUGCCUCAAUCGUGUUGCUAGUGAUAGGUAGGGCCAUGCAAAACCUGCUGGGCUCACAUGCUACAGUGGCUGCCAUGGAGAGGGCUUUGGGGUUGUUGACCGUGUUGUUCUAGUUCAGAAGAGCCACGGUAAGAGGUGAAGGCUAUUUGCAUCAGAUGCGAAGCUCCGACCCCAAGGCCUAAGCGCUUAAACAAACAUCUACGGAUUAUUUGUGUCUCCUAUUCUUUGGCUUGUGGACCAACAUUAUUUCCCUGGCAUUGUAUUUCUUGGCCAAACUGACUAUUCUUGUGGCGUUUGGUCAAGAUCUCACUCAGCAUUCGUAACAUAACUUUUCAUUCUCACCACUCAUCACAAAAAAAUCUAAUCUACUCUCAAAUCAGUGAUGGUCUGGGAAGCAUGGGACAGUCACUCCUCUCUGGCUGCGGUCUGAGAGAAGGAGAUGAAAGGAGAAGAGAUUUCUCUCUCUCCAUCUAUCUCUCUCUGGGCCAGCCUGGUCUGAGGUUUUCUCCCUCUUUCCCACCCCUCCACUUAUUUGCCUGAGACACCAUUCCCUGGGUGCUGCUCGUCACAGUUUGCAUUCAGCCUAAGUAAACAUUUCACAGGUGAGCGCCUGGAUUUGCAUCCCCAACCCCUCCACACACACACACCUCGCUGGCGACCUCAGCUCGCCCUUAUGUUAACAACCAAAAUCAGUUUCUCCCGUAAGCAAAUGAGGCAAACCUCCCUCCAUAUCUGGGUUACACGCUUGACUGUGGACUAGUGGACCUCAGAGAGUGAGAGAGAGACAGAGAGAGAUUUCCCCCGGUCCAGAACUCAAUAUGGGAGCGCGCACACAAGCAAGGGAGCGAGGGAAAGAGAGGAGAGUGAAGGAAAGGAAGGAGCGCGCUAGAACACUGUGUUCUCUAUAAAAAAAACUUAAUUCCCAGCCGCCACCCCUUUUAGAGUGGGAACAUCACAGACGCCGGGCCGCACCAACUAGCCCUCUGGGGUCCAUCCCCUCUCCUGUCCCUGCAAUUUAGUCAACACGUUUCAGCUGAGCCUAAUGGAGAUCAUGUGUGGGGUGGGCCGCUGCUACCAACUAGGCCGCGUCAGGACCAAAGAGCCACCACUCCUCCUCCCCUGUACCCACAGCCCGGCUGUUACCACAGCCCCAGAGCCCCGGAGCCACGGAGCCACGGAGCCGCAGAGCCUCAGCCUAUAAUUAGCUGGCAGAGAGACGAGGAGGGGGCUGUGUGUGGAUCAGGGUAGCUAACAGAAGAUUGCAAAACUGUGGUUCUGUGUGUGAGUAGAGAGUUGUUGAUCUACCCCUCUCCUCUAGAGGGAGCAGCUGAGCUGCUGAGAGGUGAAAAGUGGUGGUGGGUGCUCUCUGGCUGGCCGACCGCCAAGGUUGUGACAGGACACAACCCCAUUAAGGUGUUGUGAUAAGUGUCCAGUUGAGUUUCCCCUGACGAAAUACAGGAGCCUCUCCCCGCCGCAAUUUAGUCAACACGUUUCCACUGGCGACAAUUAAAUAGAGAUCAUGUGUGGGGUGGGCCAAAGCCGCCAGAGCCAUCAAGUCCCCGUGCCACAGAUACAGGCUCCACCCUGAAGCCUAUAUUUAUCAGGGAGAGACAGAGAGACAGAGAGAGAGAGCGAGAGAGAGAGAGAGCGAGAGAGAGAGAGAGAGAGAGAGAGAGAGAGAGAGAGAGAGAGAGCUUUUUGGGAGUCCGGUAGGAAUUAGUGGGCCGACUCCACUUAUACUGAAUCAACAGCAGCUGAAGGUUUGGAUUUUCUUUGCGUGAAAUCAGAUACGGGGCCCGACUCUGGUGCCUGGUAGACUCUGGAAAAAGAAACUGUCCCCCCCCCCCCCCCCCCAACCCUCCUCACUAACCCCACUUCAUCCGAAAAGGAAGAGAAUUUCAACUGUAGAAAAGAAAUGUGUUCUUGAGAAAAGAAAGCAGGAGCCGUGGAAAUUGCAAAGGAACAGAUUUUUUUGUUGCUGAAAAUGGACCCAGUUCUCCAGACGUAGGGGAAAGACAUUUCAACAAGACUGUGGCACGCAAGUUCAGCAUCUUCCCCCCUCGGGGCUGUGGCGUGCAAGCGCUUGCUGUUUCACAAAUACAGUCUGUCUUUUCUCUGUCAUCCAAAUCCACAUUUUAUACUAGAGUCAUGUGGGAACACUGAGCCCAUCAAAACCAAAUCCAGUAGAAUCAGACAAACAAAUGAGUAGGUUCAGACAGGGGUGUGUGUGAGUGUGUGUGUGUGUGUGUGUGCACGUGCGUGGCAGGUGCAAGGAACCACGUCACACCUGUUGGCAUUCACAAUGUAGGUUGAGCUCCCCCAAGCCACAGCACAGGACAAGUCAGUCAAUCAAAUUCCAGAGCGUACAUACAUACCUGCAUGCCCACCUUACUCAAUAACUAACUAUUCAUCAGUACACAUAUGCCAUUCUUUCCUAUGUCCUAGAAAAUCGCCCACGCUACAGGCAACAAACAGUUCUGCUGACAAGACCAACAUUCAGCCCAUUACCCUAUGUACAUCUAGAUUAAAACAUACACUGAGAGUACAAAACAUUAGGAACACCUUUUGCCCUCAGAACAGCCUCAAUUCGUCGGGGCAUGGACUCUACAAGGUGUCGAAAGCCUUCCAUUGCAGUAGGAUAGCAAGAUGGGGAGAUUUACCAAUGAUGACACAGGUGAAGGGUAUUGUCAGAACAAAAAUCCAUAACAUAAAGUCUAAAUGACGAUGCCAUAAUAAAAGUCUCAGUCAGAUAUAGGCCUACGUUACAUAUUUAAUAUUAUAAAACAUAUAUUUCUUAUUCCAAAACCAUGGCUACAGUAACAAGAAAACCGUCAGACAUGAUUCAGAGAUGAGUGACAGUUGUCAGGUGUUCUAUAGCUCCCGUUGGCCUACUUUCUCAUUGGUGAUUGACUGCCGCACCCUGAGCAAACCUUCAUUCUUGACUGCCUGCCAAAAAGAAAUUAAACUGAUCGAGUAGAGAGUUUCAAGUUUUAAUGUCACGUGCACAAGUACAGUGAAAUGCCUUUCUUGCAAACUCAAUAUAGUACUAAAAAUAACAUAAGGUAGAACAAAACAGACAAGAAAUAAAAAAGAAAGAAGAACAGGGGAAAGUAAGAAGCUAUAUACAGGAUAAACAGAUUAGCAGCAGCGUAAAUGAAGGUUGUAUGUGACUGUAUGUGUGUAUAGAGUCAGUAUAAAUGUGUGUGCAUGUUAUGUGUGUGUUGGAGUGUCUGUGUCAGCGUGUGUGAGUGUGUAGAGUCCUGUGAGUGUGCAUAGAGACAGUGCAAAAAUAAAUACAAAGGUAGUCCGUUUAACAGAGAUAUUAAACGUCAGUUUAUUGGUUUUCAGAAGCCUACAUCACACGGAAUGAAGAAAAAAUAACUAUUGUCAAUAUUGGUAAUUGUAAGUGGAGCCUUUAUGGGUUCCCUACGUGACUGAUCCCACAGGUAGACUAGCUGAAGGCCUAGGUGCAUACAUUAAAUGCAUGGUGUGUGCAUCUGUCCCUGUAUGCACCUAUCAAACCCAAUUACUACAGUAUAGUAGGUGGCAGCAUACAGUAGCCAGAACAGCCAGCUACCAGAUGAAUGAGAAGCCUAAGGGACAAACACACACACAGGAACUGGCUGACCCUGUAUAUAACUUCUUACUUUCUCAUGUUCUUAUUUCUUAUUUUUAUUUCUCGUGUGUUUUUGUUCUACCUUGUGUUAUUUUUAGUAUUGCAUUGUUAUUGAUUACUGCAUUGCUGGGUUUAGAGCUUGCAAGAAAGGCAUUUCACAUUUCACACACUAAAACUUGGAACUUGAAACACACACAUUUGGAAAGAACUGCCAGAUCAGCCUAACCCUACAGUCAUGCAUGGGUUUUUGUGGGGGAGUAUGGUGUUGUGCUUAAGGAAAUAUGCUGGUGACAGGAGUUGCCCCAAAUCCCAGCGAGGAAAACUGCAGAGUCAAACCAUUGAGCAAGAUCUGAAUUUCCUCUGUCAGUUGAAUAAAUUAGGGAAUGUUUGGCUGUGAAAUUUAAGUCAAAACAGCUGGCUUUUGUGUGCUGUGUUACCUAUGCGACUACACUUCAGGAUAGUUUAGCACUGACAAGAAUGUGACAUUGAUACGGCUUGCAUUACUUUUACAAAAUACACAAAUACGUAGAAAUCUCCCUCUCCCUCUCCCCCUUUCCCUACCUCCUUCCCUCUGUCUGAAUGUGAUGGUUAGCUCUUUAGUUUCCUGUUCCCACUCUUCAGUGUAAAGUACAAUAUGUAGAGUUACACAACAGCACACGCUGCACAACAAGCUGUCAGUGUUGACUCAAAGCACUACUCUGCUCUGACAAUGCCUCUUUUCAUUCCUCCAAAUAACAGAUAACACUGUUACUGUACAUUACUCUGGUUCAGCUGGUAGGGUUCUGUAGGAGGGCUAUGCUAAGGCUGAGAGGGAGGACACUCAUAAUUUCAUCUGGUGAACAGAGCUGUGUGGUGAUGUGCUGUCACAGCUUGAUGUCUCAGUUUAUUACUUCUAGCUAGCUAGUGUUUGCAGGGUUGUAGACUGGAGGCCCACACUGUCAGUUGGGGAUGUGGUACUUUACUACAGCUUCCUGUCAAAGGAAGGAACUCUGACUCUCCCUUUCUCACUUUGACUCAAACAUUUCCAUGAGUGGGUCUAUGUGCGCCAGGAGUCUCUAAACCAAAUAUGUUGUUUCUCUCUCAGGUCCCACCGCUGACCUCUUCCCCCAGAGGACCUCCUUCCCUUCUCUGUCCCCGCUGACCGACCCCCGUUUCUCGGACCCACGCAUGCACUACCCAGGGGCCUUCACCUACUCAACCAACCCCUCCAGCACAGGCAUUGGAGGCCUCAGUGUGACGGGCAUGUCUGCCUCCUCCCGCUACCACACCUACCUGCCCCCGCCCUACCCGGGAAACCAGAACCAGGGCAGCCACUUCCAGUCCAACACCUCCCCCUACCACCUGUACUACGGCACCGGGUCCGGCUCCUACCAGUUCUCCAUGGUGGGCCCGACCGGGACCGGGGGUGAGCGUUCCCCCACCCGCCUGCUGCCUUGCUCUGGAGUCUCAGCCUCUGGAGGGGGCAACAGCCUGAUGAACCAGGGCCUGAGCAACCAGAGCGAGGGGGUGGAGGCAGACGGCAGCCACAGCAACUCCCCUACGGCUAUGAGCGGGUCUGGACGCAUGGACGAGUCUGUCUGGAGGCCUUACUGA